UCACCUGACGCUUGCGUAAGAAAGACGCGUAUCACGCAUAAGCUAGCGAAUCGUCGUGAGGUUCGCGUCCGAAGAGGAGUAGAAAAAAAAAAGAUCCGAUACAUAUUCCAGGACCGUCGCCGGACAGUUUGGUGGAGGAAGUCACUCCCGAGAGCGAUAAGAACUUUUCCACGCGCUUUUUUCGCACCGAGAGCUUGCGCCUCUGAUUGGCUGCGGGUAUAUAUAGCCCACAUACAACAACAACAACAACAACGAAAAAAAUACCUCGAAUAGUCGCGUGCGCGAGAGAUGUCGCCGUCCCCCACCACGAGGAUCGGUGCGAAGAACAAGGGGGGCGGGGAGCAGCCACAGCUUAGAGCACCAGCAGCGACCAGCUCAAACGACUCUUAUAAAGAGUAUGUGUACAGUCCCGUGGCAACGAGUCCACUGUCUUCGUCGGUCUAUCUACCGACUACCCUGCCAAUCGACGAGGACAAGCCGCCGGUCAGUGUUGUACCUCGCAGGACCUACUUCAAUUUCGUCGCCAUGGAGGAGAGCGGUUCCAAACUGCCGCAGUAUGUAGCUGCGACUGCCGCCAAUCUAUGCAUCUUCGCCGGAGGAGCGAUGAUGGGCUGGACGAGUCCGGUUCUCGCGAACAUGGGCAAGAACGACACGAAGUCUAUGGAUGACAAUCCGCUGGGGGUCGUGGUGACGGAUGACGAAGGAUCAUGGGUCGGCUCACUCAUGACUUUGGGCGCUGUGACCGGUAGUCUCUUCUCCGGAUACAUCGGGGAGAGGUUCGGCCGGAAAAAGGCUCUCUUGGCUACCUCGAUACCUUUCCUCCUGGGCUGGGCUCUGAUCGCCACGGCCAAAAGCCUGGAACAACUGUACGUGGCUCGGUUCAUCUUUGGUAUCGCGAUCGCGAUAUCCUUCACGGUCGUCCCGAUGUACUGCGGUGAGAUCGCGGAGACCAGCAUCAGAGGAGUCCUGGGCUCGUUCCUGCAGCUCUUCGUGACGUUCGGCCUACUGUACGCUUACGCGAUCGGUCCGUUCGUCUCGUACCUCAUCUUCUGGAUCGUUUGCGCGGCUGUGCCGAUCGUCUUCUUCGCCUGCUUUAUGUUCAUGCCGGAGUCGCCCUAUUGGUUGCUGACCAAGGGAAUGAAGGCCGAGGCCGAAGAUGCGCUUUGCAAACUGAGAGGAAAGACUUCCAGCGGUGUUCAGAAGGAGCUUGGCGAUAUGCAGGUCGCAGUGGACCAAGCCUUCAGCAGCGAAGUGAAGAUGACCGAUCUCUUCACCGUCAAAGCCAACUUCAAAGCUCUCCUCCUCACCUGCGCCGGCGUGAGCUUCCAGCAGCUGACGGGAAUCAACGUGGUCCUCUUCUACGCCCAAAAGAUCUUCGCCAGUACGGGCAGUGCGAUCGAUCCGGCCGUCUGCACCAUAAUCGUCGGAGUAGUCCAGGUCUGCGCCUCGGGUGUCACCCCCAUCGUCGUGGACAGACUCGGCAGGAGGAUCUUGCUCAUCGCCUCUGGUGUCGGAACCGCCGUCGCCACGGGCGUCCUCGGUGUCUACUACUACAUAAUGGACGUUGAGAAAUCAGAUGUCUCAAGCCUGGGCUGGUUACCCAUCGCAUCUCUCGUCCUUUUCAUGUGCCUCUACUGCGUCGGUUGGGGUCCAUUACCCUGGGCCAUAAUGGGCGAGAUGUUCUCGGCUGAGGUCAAGGCCAAGGCUUCCGGUAUCACAGUUUGCAUCUGCUGGGCUCUGGCCUUCGUCAUCACCAAAUUCUUCAGCAACAUAGCGGCUGAAUUCGGCAACCACACGGCCUUCUGGUUCUUCACCAUUUGCUGCAUCGUCAGCGUGCUGUUCACCGUUUUCCUGCUACCGGAGACUAAGGGAAAAACUCUCAGGCAGAUUCAAGACGAGCUCAACGGAGUCAAGAGUUUGGAUUACGACAACGAUGAGCGAGGACAGGUUUCUGGGAAAUAGGGUGUGAAUGUGUUUUGCGGCCCUAAUUUUAAUGAUAUAAAAUUAUGGCUUUGCAAGUGUGGAAAAUCGGAAUGAAAGGGUCACUGAGUCCUAUGCGAACAUUGAACGAUAUGCGGACAGCUGGCGUAUUUUUUAAUUUGUUGGGUACGUCAACUUGUUGGUCUGUUCUAAUGUGAAACAUUUAACAGUAUUCGUUGCUGUUCAAAAUAUACUAGAUGUUAGGAAUUCGUCGCCUUAAACCCAAAAGUGCCUUGAAAUUGUAGUACAUUGCGCACAAAGAGUCAGGGGAUUGAUAGUCAUGAAUGACUGCCAAAGGCCGUUACCACUAUUUUUGAUAUGCAAAUUUUUAUUAGGAUCAUCAUGAUAGAAGACGUUUGUGGAUUGUUCUUUCGCGUGAUCAAAAAGUAUUUUACUAGAGCAGUAAUCAUACAUUUUUUAACAUACAACUAACUAUUAUUCUAUACGUAAGACAAACGAAUGCAUUUCAGAAACAUUGUAAAAUUGUAUAUUAGCGUCGUCUACAACUUGGCGAUGAUAUUAAUUUGAUUCAUUCACAGACAGAAAGUAAUUGAGCGCAUUUACGUAUCGCAGUUCCUGCCUUCCUGUAUUUAUUAUUGCUACGUCAUAUGAUAGCAGUUUUAUUUGACCUUAAGGUGACUAGUCAAUGUAGCAGAUUAAGCGUAAACAAUAUUAUUUAAAAAUCUUCAUCCAUAAAACAAUUAUUUUUUAAUUCGUAUCCCGGUUAUUGACGUUAUAAACAGAGAGAUUGUAAAGAUGCAGACAGUAUUUUAUUACUGAGUUAUAUCAUGUGUAAAUACCUUAGCAAUAUUACACAUCACAUAGCCUCGGGGAAAUCGAUGAACGCCGAUAUCCUUAUACAGAGGGAUAGAGUCAAAUACAGAGAAACUCUAUUUCAAUCAAUACUAUUAGACAUCAAACUAUGUAAAAUAUUUUGUAUCAAGGCGUGUUAUAAUUAUCAGAAGAAACAUACCUAUACGUAGCUGUACAUUAAUAUUGUUUAAUAAAUUGACAUUAUUUGAUAUGCAAGAUAAAA
Molecule: messenger RNA, 3016 nt
Organism: Nasonia vitripennis (jewel wasp)
Lineage: Eukaryota; Metazoa; Arthropoda; Insecta; Hymenoptera; Pteromalidae
Product: facilitated trehalose transporter Tret1-2 homolog
Exons: 7
Coding region: 289-1962 (557 amino acids)
Biological process (GO): transmembrane transport; carbohydrate transport
Cellular component (GO): membrane
Molecular function (GO): sugar transmembrane transporter activity
Source: RefSeq, a predicted model, not a curated record